Messenger RNA from Durusdinium trenchii, 789 nucleotides. NCBI's taxonomy places the organism in Eukaryota, Dinophyceae, Suessiales, Symbiodiniaceae. The record is from the annotation of a GenBank genome assembly.
AUGGUCUCCAGCACAGCGCUGAUCCUGCAGGGUGCGUUGGCGCGCGCACCCGAGAGUGCUCCUGGGGCCGGCUGGAUGCGGCUUCAUCCCCUCUUUAUGGGAUUGGCCUUCUCGCUGAUGAUCAGUCUGGGCUUUUGGAUGUACAACUAUGAGGACCUCCCUGGUGAGUGGAUUGACACCCGCCAGUCGCGCCGGAAGACGCAUGCCUUUUGCCAGGCCACUGGUGCAGUCUUGGCGGGCAUUGGUUUCUUCGUGAACUACCAGGCCCAUAGCGAGACGAAGGAGGCGCUCUUCGAACUGUCCAGCUUCUCUGAGGGCGAAGUUUGGCUGCGCUUGGCGCACAUCUUCGUGGGCUACGCUUGUUUACUGGGGCUGUUGAUCCAAGUGGGCUUGGGCAUCAUGAAGUAUCGGAUCUUGGUGGAUGACAAUGACGACAAUGACGGAGAAUGGUCGGUGCACGAGCUCAUGGGAAAUGCCGUCUUCGGCCUGGCCAACCUCAACUUGUUGACGGGCUUGUGGAUGUGGAAGGAGUACUCCAUUGCCGUUCGUGCCAUCGUCUCCUUGGCGCUGGUCACGAGCUUGGUCUUUGGCCCCCGCUGGGACGGCACGCGGGGCUUCCUCAGCAACGAGCCGAAGGUCGUGCAAGCGCGGCAUGCUGGAGGCCUGAGAUGCCGAAGGUCGUGCACUGGGGGUGGGUGGGGGGAUUGGACGCGGGGGGCGGAUGAUGUAAGAAUGGACGUUUUACAGCUUACAGUCAAAGUCAAAGAUCAUCUUAUUUGUAACAUUUAG